AUGCCUUCAGGACAAGGCCAACAAUUGUUUGGCGCUUUGAAUACUUUGCCCCAAGAUCCAAUGGGCAUGGAUCAAGCCUUCUUCCAGAUGGCGCAGAACAUGCCCUGGGUGUAUCCUGGCUUUGAUAGCGGGAUGCCACUUCCACCCCCAUUUCCUCUCCUCCCGUUCGAUAUGAAUACCCCACCACCCUUCCAAAACACCCGACCUAUGAGCACGAUGGCCAGUAGCGCAGGACAACGGUUCACACCUGAUCUUCAACGACAACGAUCGCCAACACCGCCAGUCAAAGUCCCACUUCCAACACUGCAAUACACAAAUCAAGCUUCGCUGAAGCCAGAGAAGACAGAAAAGCGACCACUCCUCAUCAUCCUCGAUCUCAACGGCACCUUAAUCUACCGCAAACUUCGCAAAUUUCCACCGAAAUUCGCCAGGCGCACCGGUCUAGAUCACUUCCUAGCCAUGCUAAUCAAAAACUACAAAGUCAUGAUCUGGUCCAGCUCCCAGCCCCCGACUGUAAACGCAGUCUGUGACCAGAUCUUCCCAGGUCCCAUGCAUGACGCUCUCGUCGCCCGUUGGGGACGCGACAAAUUCGGCCUCACCGCCGGCCAAUACAACAAAAAGCUCCAGGUCUACAAGGAGCUGCACAAAGUCUGGGCGGAAGCAAAUAUCCAAGGCGCAUUCCCAGGCAAUGAGCAUCUGAAAGAUCCCCCGGCCCAAUCACCAAGCACUAAGCCGCCACACAAGAAUCGCAAGCAAAAGCUUCGUGAGGCCGAGGCUGCAAAGCUCCCCGCGGGCCAUCGCUGGGACCAGACAAACACCAUCCUCAUUGACGAUAGUAAGCUCAAGGCUUCCAGCGAGCCGUUCAAUAUCCUCGAGAUUCCGGAAUUCGCCGAUGAUCCCAAUAUCGAUGAGACGAAGCUCUUCGCAAAGGUCCUCGCCCGGCUUGAUUAUCUCGCCCACCACGAUGACGUAAGUAAGGUCCUACGCGUCUGGAACGAGCGUGUGGACAAAGGCGAGGGUAGCAUUCUGGAAUUGGAUAUUGGGCUCCAUGAAGAUUCUGUAGACAAUGAGGAUGGCGGGAUGAGUCUCCUCCCGAAGCAGUUGAGUGGCGGCUCCAAUGGCGUUACCAUGACCCUCGAUGGUUCAGGAGACAUCCCUGCCCCUACAACUGCUAAGUCCAUGGCCAAGAAGAGUAAGAAAGCCAAGCUCAGAGCAAAAGCGGCCACCGCAAAUAAUACCCCAAACAUGGCAACCGCCAGUACUGCAACAACCAACCCGACACUACCAGCCACAAAACCAACACAAGCCCAGCAGAAAACAGAAGACCAAAAGACUGAAAUCAAAAUGUCUCGCAAAGCGCGCAAACGAGCCAGGGAAGAGGGCAGUCUUGCCACAAAAGCCGCCGCUGAAGCAGAAUCCCGAAAGACACACAGUAAUCCAACCCCGAGCUACGACAACGUAACGAGCAACCAAUCCGUCGCCAGCAACGAGCCAGAAGUAUCCGAUCAGGUUCAUGUUCGAAUGGGCACAGGCCAGAAAUCCAUUCGUCGCAGACAGAAGGCCGCAGACAGAAGGGCGCAGCGGGAAGUUGAUCCUCCCACGCCUCCUCCUGGAUCUCAGACUGCACAAGAAAGAUGUAACUUCCGGAAGAAAAGUGUUGCUGCUGCUCCUCCCGAGCUUAGUGCUGAACAUGCUUCUGCGUCUGCUUCUGGCUCCGGUUCCAAGACGGUCUUCGAAUCCGCCUCUGCAGCUGCUCACGCCGCCAAUGCUGCAAACAUCCUAGGAAGCGGAUUAUCACCUGAAUAUCUCCCUCCAGACGCAGAUGUGACUGUGGGGAUGGAAUUGGAUGUUGAUACGUACGUUCCGCCGGAUGCCGUGACUACGUCGAGAGCGAAGCACAACCGCGAGUUGUCACCAGUUUCGUCGGUUGAAUCGAGCAAUUCGUUGCUUGAUCGGCUUGAGGAGGGGCUUGGGAUUGGGAUUGCGAAGCGUUGA
Messenger RNA from Penicillium digitatum Pd1, 1995 nucleotides. Its product is annotated as NIF domain protein. Gene Ontology annotation, cellular component: TIM23 mitochondrial import inner membrane translocase complex. Gene Ontology annotation, biological process: protein import into mitochondrial matrix. Lineage: Eukaryota; Fungi; Ascomycota; Eurotiomycetes; Eurotiales; Aspergillaceae. The record is from RefSeq and is a predicted model, not a curated record.